AUGAGCAAUCAAUCACAAUUAAACUCUUUAUACUACUUGGCAUUUUACAAUUAUGGAGAAAAACAGUCACUUCUUUCCAUUGUCAUUUUCUUUAUUUAUGUGAUUGGCAUAUUGGGGAAUCUGAUAAUACUAAAUGCUAUAUACUUGGAUAUUCACUUACACACCCCUAUGUACUUCUUUCUCUGUGCCCUGGCCCUUGUAGAUAUCUGUUACCCUACUGUCACUCUUCCUAAACUCAUGGACAUUUUGCUUUCAGGAGACAACUCAAUAACCUUUAUCCAAUGUUUUACUCAAAUGUAUUUUUUCUUGGCCUUGGCUGCUGUAGAAGUAACUAUAUUGUCUUCUAUGGCAUAUGAUCGUUAUGUUGCUAUUUGCAAGCCCUUAAGAUAUCAUCUCAUUAUGAACAAAAGAGCAUGUGUACUGGUGAUUAUAGGGACAUGGAUUUUUGGCUUUAUUAAUUCAGCAUGGUUUACAAGUGUUGUUUCAAAGUUGUUACUUUGUCAUACCAAAAGGAUCAAACAGUUUUUCUGUGAUGUUAAGGCUGUGGCAGACAUCUUCUGUGAUACAACUACAUUUUACAAUACUAUUUAUGCUGAAACACUUAUAUUAGGACUCAUGACAUUAUCUAUAAAUGUCAUAUCAUAUAUAAAUAUAAUAAGAAACAUACUACAUAUUAAGUCCAAGCAUGGCAGAAAAAAGACUUUCUCCACUUGUACAUCCCACUUUACUGUUCUGAUCAUUUUCUAUGGGAGUGUAUUCUGGAUGUACAUGAGGCCACCUUCAGAAUCAGAGAACCUUGACCCAGUGUUCACCGUGCUUUAUGUUGGAGUGACUCCCAUGUUAAAUCCACUCAUAUAUAGUCUAAGGAAUAAAGAAGUAAAAAAUGCCCUGAAAAGAUUUGCAGGCACAAAAUCUAUAUAG
This is a messenger RNA of Xenopus laevis (African clawed frog), 921 nucleotides long. Its product is annotated as olfactory receptor 2L3-like. The transcript has a single exon. NCBI's taxonomy places the organism in Eukaryota, Metazoa, Chordata, Amphibia, Anura, Pipidae. The coding region runs from base 1 to 921 and encodes 306 amino acids. The record is from RefSeq and is a predicted model, not a curated record.